AUGGCAGACGCUCGCAGAUCCUGGGCCACCGGCUCAUUUCUGCAGGAUGCCACGCAUGUUGCGAUCGAAACAUGGCACGCUUACAGAACGCCCAUCAUCCUCACGACCUUCUUCGUCCUGUUCGGGUUGCUCAUAUACCUACACCUCACCGAGGAGAGAGGCCAACUCCUUGUGCUGCCGAAGAUCUACGAGCAGGACACAAAGCCCCAGCCAGAACAACAGCUGGACGAGAAGGUAGUUGAGUUGCCCAAAGCUACGGCGGCGAGCAAAACCAAUGGACCGCGGAGGAUCAAGGGCGAAUUGAACAAGCCGAACAAAACUAUUCAAAUUCAGGAGGUCUCAAGGAGCGAGGAGAUCCAAGUACUGGUAUUCUUCUCGUCCAUCACAGCCACCACUCAGAAAGUCGCAUCCGAGUAUGCGCAGACUCUCGACAAGGCUCUGAGCGGCAUCGACACGACCUCCGGCGCAAGCUUCCUUCCGAUACAGGUUUUGGAUCUUGCAGAAGUAGAUCUUGACGAAUACUUCAUCACCCCACCCAAGAUCAAAGGACGCAAUGGCAGCUUCGUCGACACUUUCUACCUUUUCCUCAUCCCGAGUUACAACAUCGACACUAUCAACGACACCUUCCUUGAGCACAUGAAUGAGACGCAUCAUGAUUUCAGGAUAGACACGGCAGCACUCGCCCCGAUACUCGGGUAUUCAGUGUUCGGACUAGGUGACAAGGAGGGCUGGCCUACAGAGGACGAGGGCUUCUGCUUUCAGGCAAAGGAGAUUGACAAGUGGAUGGCCAAGUUGACCGGCCGAAAGAGAGCAUAUCCACUAGGCGUGGGCGACUCCAAGGGCGACUUUAAAGAAAGACUUGCCGAGUGGUCAUCUGGUGUUGUCGAUGUGCUGAGUCUCGUAUCUCAAACUGGGUCGCUCGGCGAAGGUGUAGUCGGAUCCGGGGAUCCCAUUGAGAGCGACGAUGAAGAGGAAGCAGAAGAUGACGACGGAGAGGUCCUGUUCGACGAAGGUUCUGUGCCAAAUAUGAGCAAGCUGAAGCAGCAAGGUCGCAUUGAUGACCUGGAAGAUCUGGGGAGGAUGAUCAAGAAGGAGUCAGGUCCGGCCCCCGUCGCGGUCGACUUCACCUCCUAUGGCAAGCGAACGGCCAAGAAGGCACCGACCCAAGCGCCAAAGGAGAUGGUUCCGAAAGAAUCACCAACAUACAAGUCUUUGACCAAGCAGGGCUACGCCAUUGUCGGCUCACACUCCGGCGUCAAGAUAUGCCGCUGGACAAAGUCUGCCCUGCGCGGUCGCGGGUCGUGCUACAAGUUCUCCUUUUACGGCAUCAACUCGCACCAGUGCAUGGAGACGACGCCGUCCCUCUCGUGCUCCAACAAGUGCGUCUUCUGCUGGCGCCACGGGACCAACCCCGUGGGCACCAACUGGCGUUGGGUCGUCGACCCGCCCGAGCUCAUCUUCGCGGGCGUCAAGGAGAACCACUACAAGAAGAUCAAGGUGAUGCGCGGCGUCCCCGGGGUGCGGGCCGAGCGCUUCGCCGAGGCCAUGCGCAUCCGGCACUGCGCGCUGUCGCUCGUCGGCGAGCCCAUCUUCUACCCGCACAUCAACGAGUUCCUCGCCAUGCUGCACGCCGAGCGCAUCUCGUCCUUCCUCGUCUGCAACGCGCAGCACCCGGACCAGCUCGCGGCGCUGCGGCACGUCACGCAGCUCUACGUCUCCAUCGACGCCUCGAACCGCGAGUCCCUGCGCCGCAUCGACCGGCCCCUGCACCGCGACUUCUGGGAGCGCUUCCAGCGCUGCCUCGAGGUCCUGCGCGCCCGCCGCUUCCGCCAGCGCACCGUCUUCCGCCUCACCCUCGUCAAGGGCUUCAACGUCGAGGACGAGGUCGCCGGCUACGCCGACCUCGUCGAGAAGGCCCUCCCCUGCUUCGUCGAGAUCAAGGGCGUCACCUACUGCGGCACCUCGACGUCGGCCGGCGCCGGCCUGACCAUGGGCAACGUGCCCUUCUACCACGAGGUGCAGGAGUUCGUCACGGCGCUCGAGGCCGAGCUGCAGCGCCGCGGGCUCGGGUACGGCCUCGCGGCCGAGCACGCGCACAGCUGCUGCGUGCUCAUCGCCAGCGAGCGCUUCCGCGUCGACGGCAGGUGGCACACCGUCAUCGACUACGACAAGUUCUUCGCCCUGCUCGAGGAGAGGGGGCCCGACGGCGAGUUCACGCCCGAGGAGUACAUGGGGCCCGCGACGCCCGAGUGGGCGACCUGGGGCAACGGCGGCUUCGACCCGCGCGACACGCGCGUCGACAGGAAGGGCAGGGCCAUCGAGGGUUAA
This is a messenger RNA of Thyridium curvatum, 2328 nucleotides long. RefSeq lists its product as uncharacterized. The transcript has 2 exons. NCBI's taxonomy places the organism in Eukaryota, Fungi, Ascomycota, Sordariomycetes, Thyridiales, Thyridiaceae. Gene Ontology annotation, molecular function: catalytic activity; 4 iron, 4 sulfur cluster binding; FMN binding. Bases 1 to 2328 code for a protein of 775 amino acids. The record is from RefSeq and is a predicted model, not a curated record. Gene Ontology annotation, biological process: wybutosine biosynthetic process.